AUGUGGUGCGCGUCGUGCCUGGCGUCCGCCUGCGCGGGCUGCGCCUGCAACCUCUGCACGUCGGCGGCGUCGGCCGUGACCCGCCGCUCCGCGCGCAUCGCCUACUGCGGCCUCUUCGCCGCCUCCCUCAUCCUCUCCUUCCUGCUCCGCCAGUUCGCCGCGCCUCUCCUCCAGCACAUCCCGUGGAUAAAUGCAUUUGACCAGACACCACCAGACGAAUGGUUUCAAAUGAAUGCUGUUCUUCGUGUAAGCCUGGGGAACUUCUUGUUUUUUGCAAUAUUUGCCAUCAUGAUGAUUGGUAUAAAAGACCAGAAUGAUCGGCGAGAUGCAUGGCACCAUGGUGGCUGGAUUGCAAAGAUUGCUGUCUGGGCUGUUCUAAUUGUUCUUAUGUUCUGUGUUCCGAACAUUGUAAUUACCAUUUACGAGGUACUGUCAAAGUUUGGAUCUGGUUUGUUUCUUCUAGUACAGGUUGUGAUGCUUUUAGAUUUCACAAAUAAUUGGAAUGACUCAUGGGUUGAGAAAGAUGAGCAGAAGUGGGAAAUAGCUUUACUGGUAGUGACUGUGGUUUGCUAUCUCUCUACAUUUGCCUUCUCUGGUGUGCUUUUCAUGUGGUUUAAUCCCUCCGGUCAUGACUGUGGUCUCAACGUGUUCUUUAUUGUCAUGACUCUUAUUCUUGCCUUUGCAUUUGCAAUAGUUGCUUUGCACCCCCAGGUCAGUGGAAGCAUUAUGCCUGCUUCUGUCAUUUCUGUCUACUGUGCAUACCUGUGUUACACUAGUCUCUCAAGUGAACCAGAUGACUACGCAUGCAAUGGACUUCACAGGCAUUCUAAGCAGGUUUCAAUGAGCGCUCUUAUACUCGGGAUGCUCACUACCGUGCUAUCUGUUGUAUACUCUGCUGUCCGUGCUGGAUCUUCCACUACAUUCCUCUCACCACCAUCGUCUCCUAGAUCUGGAGCCAAAAAUCCUUUACUCGGCGAUGAGGAGACAGGCAAAGGCGAUGACAAAGAAAGCGAACCGCGCCCUGUGAGCUACUCCUACACCUUCUUCCACCUCAUCUUCGCCCUUGCAAGCAUGUACUCAGCCAUGCUUUUGACUGGCUGGACAAGCGCGGCAUCGGAGAAGUCAGAGCUAAUGGAUGUUGGAUGGACAACCGUCUGGGUGCGCAUCUGCACGGAGUGGGUCACCGCCGCGUUGUACAUUUGGACCCUCAUCGCCCCGCUGCUCUUCCCGGACCGUGAUUUCUCCUAGGCACCUGUGACCAUGGCCAUGAGCUGAUCCGUAUUUGUGAAUUGGCUGUGAUUGUGAAUAUAAUAAGCAGAAUUUGGGAAUAGAACGAGUAGCAUCUGAUGUUAUCUGGCAUGCAAGCGGCAGCGUUUCGUACCUGUGUGUGGCCAUAUACAAAGCUUAUAUCUAUGCCAAAAUAGUUGGUUUGUGGAUAUUGAGUCAUAUAUAGUUGUAUGCCUAGUUGUGGCAAUUCCUAGUGGUUAAGUGAUUAACAAUGGGGUAGCUUCUGGUGUAUGUACGCCUGCUGCUUGUUUUGUGUUUACUGAGCUAUGCAUGGAUGCUUUGUCA
This is a messenger RNA of Panicum hallii, 1572 nucleotides long. Its product is annotated as probable serine incorporator. Gene Ontology annotation, cellular component: membrane. Bases 1 to 1248 code for a protein of 415 amino acids. The record is from RefSeq and is a predicted model, not a curated record. The transcript has 6 exons. NCBI's taxonomy places the organism in Eukaryota, Viridiplantae, Streptophyta, Magnoliopsida, Poales, Poaceae.